Malaclemys terrapin pileata is the source of this 3224-nucleotide messenger RNA. RefSeq names its product tetraspanin 33 (gene TSPAN33). NCBI's taxonomy places the organism in Eukaryota, Metazoa, Chordata, Testudines, Emydidae. Bases 101 to 958 code for a protein of 285 amino acids. Gene Ontology annotation, cellular component: membrane. The record is from RefSeq and is a predicted model, not a curated record. The transcript is spliced from 8 exons.
GGCGCUGGCAUUCGGGAUCGAUCGGUGGCUGCGGCUGGCCAGGGCGGCCCCGGCUCCCAUGGGCCGGCAGUGAGUGAGCGGGCGGGGCGCGCCCGGGGCCAUGCCCAGGCGGCUGCCGGGGCCCCCUGCGGGCCCCCACGGGGAGGAUUUCUCCUUCGUGAGCCCGUUGGUGAAGUACCUGCUCUUCUUCUUCAACCUGCUCUUCUGGAUGAUCUCGAUGGUGAUGGUGGCCGUGGGCAUCUACGCCAGGCUGAUGAAGCACGCAGAGGCGGCCAUGGCCUGCCUCGCGGUGGAUCCCGCCAUCCUGCUCAUCGUGGUCGGCAUCCUGAUGUUCCUGAUCACCUUCUGCGGCUGCAUCGGCUCCCUGCGUGAAAACAUCUGCCUGCUGCAGACGUUCUCAAUCUGCCUGACCAUAGUCUUCCUGCUGCAGCUGGCAGCUGGAGUGCUGGGCUUUGUCUUCUCUGAUAAGGCACGCGGGAAGGUGAGCGAGAUCAUCAACAACGCCGUUGUGCAUUACCGGGACGACCUGGACCUGCAGAACCUCAUCGACUAUGGGCAGAAGGAGUUCAGUUGCUGUGGGGGUGUCUCCUACAAGGACUGGUCCCAAAACAUGUAUUUCAACUGCACUGCUGACAACCCCAGCAGGGAGCGCUGUUCUGUGCCUUAUUCUUGCUGCCUGCAUGCAGCUGACCAGGCUGUCAUCAACACCAUGUGUGGCCAGGGGAUGCAAGCCAUGAACUACCUGGAGGCCAGCGAGUUCAUCUACACCAACGGCUGCAUCGACAAGCUGGUGAACUGGAUCCACAGCAACCUCUUCCUGCUGGGGGGCAUCGCGCUCGGCUUGGCCAUUCCACAGCUGGUGGGAAUCCUGCUCUCCCAGAUCCUCAUCAACCAGAUCAAAGACCAGAUCAAGCUACAGCUCUACAAUCAGCAGCACCGAGCAGAUCCUUGGUACUGAAACCCCCCCCGGAAGAGCGAGUGCUUCCUUGCUGGGGAAGUGCCUCUUGUCCCGUGGCAGGGAACGGCCUGGGGAGGGACACGCACCCCAAGAGGAAGAAAAAACCUGCAUUUUCCCCUGCUAUUGCUCGCCCUGCCCUGCAGGGGACUGGACCACGGGAUAGCCCCCAGGAGAGACCCCAGGCAGCCAGCCAGAGGCUGCUGCGUCUCCGGCAUCAUCCGUAGCAUCCCCGCCCAAGUAACUGACAUCCUGGUCCCUUUUUUUGGCAGCUUUUUUUUGUUUUUAAAAAGGGAAAAGAGUAAAAUAUUUCCCAGCGGCCCCAGCCCUGUCUGGGAAUUGCCUUGAGAGCUGCGUCUUCCCCUAGAAAGCUGGCACAUUGGAGCUGGGCUGGGCUGGCUGGUACGGAAGGGAGGUAAGGGGGGGGGUUGGUGGUAUAAUGCAGGUACAAGCUUCUUUCCUCCUCUGUGGUCUUGGAGCACGGGGAGGGGGGCCUAGCCAGCUUCCUCCCUCCCAGGCCUGGACCAGCUGGGAGCGACACCAGAUGGGAGAAUGAUCAGACCCUGACCCUGCACUGAUCUUUACAGAUGCUCCUCUGGCUUCAGUGUAUCAGGAGGGGGCUGCUAAGGGGAGAGGGCUAGAGGAUGUAACUAGUUGCCAAAAACCAGACUCGGGAGGGGGGGCGCUGGGAAUGGGAUCUAGCCCUCGGUCUGUGGGGUUGUAGUCUAGCUGGAGGCCUGCGUGGGUCUUGGCUCUGGACUCUCGAGUUCAGUGGACACGGCCAAAGAUCGGAGGGUGCGCUGGCUAUCCCGGGUCCGGCCGAUGUGCCCACAGCCCCGGGUGCUUGGCUGUGGGAAGCGGCCGAUCCUCAAGCGUAGAGCAGAGACAGCGGUGGAGUAGCGUGUCCCGUUCUGGGCACGGAAGAGUCCAGUUGUCAGGGCCAUUAAUGUAACGGCUUCUACCAGGCUGGCUACACUGAAUUCAGUUCCCCCCAGCCUCGAAUUUGAGGAUCUUUAAACCCUCAGAGCAGCCACUCUCUUGCUGAGCUCUCUCUAAGCUGUAUGUAUAACAAUGCUCCUGGAUGGGUCCGUCGGCAGGGAUUGAACCUGCGAUCUCUGGCUCGAGAAACGUGGGCUGCUACUGUUUGAGCUAAAGGACCAAGUCUGUUAGCUCAGCCAGUAACACUCCUAAACCUGUGUACAUGGUGUCACCACUAAGGGACGAAGUCGCACUGUUAGCACAGGUUACACAGUUUUGUAUCCAAACGCUCUAUGCCUAUCCAACGUUGUUUGCGAGAGAUGCCCACCCCCUUGUGUAAGGCAGCGAUGAGGGGCCGCGUGGCAGGAAGCGAUCGGGGAAACAGGUGUUUGCAGUCAUCAGCCUGGCGUGGGUGAACCAGGCAGGGUAUGACUGAGAGAACAUGAAUGAAAAGCAGCACAGGGUCUCUCCCUGUAGGGUUCGCUGCAUCCGAGCCCGUGGCUGAUCCAUCUAGUUUGUUACCUGCACAAGCAGAAGAUAUUUGAAACUGGAGGGCUCCUUAAUCUAGCAGGCAAAGGUGGAACAAGACCCAAGAGCGGGAGUUGGCAAAGUUAAAACUGGAAAUAUGGUGCAAAUUGUUACCGGUGCUGGUAAUGGACCAUUGGAAUAGCUUCCCCAGGGAUGGGGCGGCUUCUCCAUCAGGUGGGCUUUUUGCAGCGAGGUGGGGUGGCUUUCUAAAAGACGCCCCAAUUCAACCACACGUUAUGGGCCUGAUGCAGGCGUCACUUGGUGGAAUUCUCCGGCCUGUGCUCUACAGGAAGUCAGACGAGAUGUCCGUAACAGUCCCUUGCGGCCCUAAUGCCUGUGGGUAGCUUAUCUUGGCCAGGGGCUGGUGCCAGGUGAGUCAGAGGAAGGUAUAACCAUCCUUCCCCUCUGCCAGUAACGCUCAGUCAGCGUGCGCCUUGCAAACACCACCAGCUGCACCAAGGUGGAAGAUGAGACCCCACGUGAUCUGUGUGUUACCUGUGUGGAUGGACAUCUGCCCAUGUGCUCUCCUGCCCCUUCGAGGCAGCCUCUCCUCCUAGCAUGGAGAGGCUGUAACAGUCUUCUUGGAACAUGCACAGAUAUAUAUUUUGAACACUGUACAAAGGGAGGGAUCGGCAGAGACUUCUCUCUUUUGGGAUGUUUGUAAGUAACACAUGGGUUCUGUAUUUAUCUGUGAAAUUAACUCCUCUGUGAUGUGUUCCCUUUGCUUGUGUGGAGAAUAAAAUCAAAUCGGGUUCUGACUGAA